AUGAUCCAUGCGGCUGCUCCCCAUUUUCUAUGGCCGUUUGCGGUCCAGUACACUGCGCAUCAGCUUAACCUCUUGCCCCAUGUCUCCUUGCCGGAGACCUCGCCUACACUGCGUUGGACGGGGGAGGUUGGCGAUGCGUCGGCGUUCUGGGUCUGGCGAGCUCGUGCCUUUGUCCGCGAUACCUCCGCGGACAAGCUCUCCUCAUGCGCCAUUCCCUGUGUCUUCCUUGGCUUCCCCCCUGACGCGCCUGGCUGGCAGUUUUACCACCCCACCUCGCGCCGUGUUCUGUCCUCUCAGGACGUCACGUUUGACGAGUCGCCUGUCGAGGUCACUGGUGACUCUGGUGCUGCUGGGGGUGUUGAGCCUGAGCGUGCGGAGCCUGGGGGUGCUGAGCCUGCGAGUGUUGAGCCUGAGCGUGCGGAGCCUGGAGGUGCUGAGCCUGCAGGUGUUGAGCCUGAGCGUGUGGAGCCUGGGGGUGCUGAGCCUGAGUGUGCGGAGCCUGGGGGUGCUGAGCAUGCGAGUGUUGAGCCUAAGUAUGUGGAGCCUGGGGGUGCUGAGCCUGAGCGUGCGGAGCCUGGGGGUGCUGAGCCUGGGGGUACGGAGCCUGGAGUUGUAGAGUCUAGGUGUGUUGCGCCUCGAGGUACUGCUUCGCCAAUACGGGAGCCUCUCUCACCUUAG
Messenger RNA from Closterium sp. Yama58-4, 678 nucleotides. NCBI's taxonomy places the organism in Eukaryota, Viridiplantae, Streptophyta, Zygnematophyceae, Desmidiales, Closteriaceae. The record is from the annotation of a GenBank genome assembly.